AUGCGAGGCGUAAACAGAGCUGCGUGCACUGCAAUUGCAAUUCGACUGGCACAGUUUCACGCGAUCGUUUGUGUCGUGAAGAGCGUUUGUUUCUACCGCCACUUUUUCCACAUUUGGGUGUGCCGAUUCCACAGCUCUCCCCGUCUUUGUGCGUUGCUUGUGUGUAUUUGACUUCGUAUAUGUGUUAGAAAAAGAGAAAAAGCAAAGUUCACAGCACAAAAUUUAAACGAAAAACUGCAAAACUGCUUCGGUUAUUGUUUACAAUCAAAAAGUCGCAACAAAGAUGUUGCUACACGAUUCAAGGAAAGUGGGCACCUAUGACACGGAACUUGAAAGGACACGCCUACAAAUACAACAUAUUUCGCAAUGGUUGAAGGAGAACCCUAAUGUAAAUGCCAAUAGCGACUUUGGGAAUUUGCUGUUCUUUUUACGAAGUUGCAAAUAUGAUUUGGAACGAACAAAGAAAAAAAUAAAACACUUCUAUCAAAUGCGUGCGGAGCGUGUAGAGUGGUUCGCCAACAGAGAUCCCUUUUUACCAGAAAUACAAGAACUUUUGAACCUGGGUGUAUUUCUACCAGUCGAUGGUGUUGAUUCAAAAAAUCGGAAGGUGGUUAUAAUACGUGCUGCUGCGCACGAUCCAAAACUGCAUUCUCAAAAUAACGUUUUCAAGGUCAGUAAAAUGGUCUUAGACUUACUACUAAAAUUCGAGCCAGAUAAUUGUGGGCAAGGAAUUGUGGGAAUUUUUGAUAUGACGGGCGUUCAGUUGGGUCAUGCUCUGCAAUUGAAUCCGAGAUUAAUAAAGCGUUCUGUUGAAAGUUGGCAAGCUUAUCCAUGCCAACCAAAGCUUUUGGAGUUUAUAAAUGCGCCUACUCACGUGAAUAUCUUUCUGAAUACUUUCAGAUUAUUUAUGACACAGAAAAUGCGUUCUCGCGUUGUUGUACAAAAACGUUCAACUACAGUUGUGUGUGCUAAAUUACCGAGAGAUAUCGGAGGAAACGGACCCAGUUACAAGGAACUUGCUGCUAAAUGGAAACAACUAGUGGAGGAAAACGUCAACUUCUAUCAGGAGUAUGAAAAAUACAAAAGUAUGUUGCCAACUUGAACCAAUUUCGUAAACCAUCGAGAGAAGUAAUUACAAAUAUCACUCGUUCGCAUUCAUUCCUCUUAAAACAAAUACUUUUUGUUUUGUUUAGUGUUUAGCAGUUAGCAAAAUAAUAUUGAUUAAGGUUAAGAGUACUAAAAAUGGUAAUGAAAUAUAAAAUGGUAGUGUAUAUAUGCUUUCACACAAAAAGUAAGAUAUGAUUAAGUUUAGAUUGUUUAAUUUAUUGUAGCUGUAAUUUACAUAUCCGCAUACAUAUGUAGGUAUAUGGGUAGUAUUUAAUACUUUUAAUUCAUAUAAAUAUGGUAUAUAUAUUAUUUCUAAGCUGUACGAUUACAUUGUUAAUAUAGGUAUUUUUAGAUAAAUGCUGUAUAUACUUGUAUGUGUAUAAAUUAAGUAUGAAAAUAUAUAUAUGAUAUUUCUUAAUUUUUAUUAGUAUUAGCUUAUGUGAUAAUAUUUCCAAAAUAUAUGUUUCUAAUUUACAUACUUAUGUAUGUGUACCCCUUUAAAAUACACAUCUUUGUAUAUACUAUAUUGUGAUAUACUAAAUUAAGUAUGAAAAUAAAUGUAACCUUGCUGGUUCUGAACUUUUCGCACAUUAAUAUUCGAAAAUAAAAGUAUGUUUUCACGAAUCUACAGGGGAGUUUUAGACAAAAAUUAAACUACCAAAAUAUCCUGCACUCAUGCUUUAGCUAAACUCUUGACCGAGUUUACCCUCUUACUAGUUUUCUCUUCAAUAAUAUUGGAAAUCGUAAAUAUACUUAUAUAUAGUAUAUAUGUAUAUAUAUAAGUACAUUUAAAUGUAUCUGUUUAACCGUCAUUAGUUAAAUUAAAUGUAAGUUUCCUGUCAAUAAAUGUUUCUAAUUUACAGAAAGGACUUUAUAGAUAACGCAGAUUUGCAAUACAAAAUUUAAUCGCUUAUAUUUAGCGU
Molecule: messenger RNA, 2030 nt
Organism: Bactrocera tryoni
Lineage: Eukaryota; Metazoa; Arthropoda; Insecta; Diptera; Tephritidae
Gene: pinta
Product: retinol-binding protein pinta
Exons: 4
Coding region: 284-1102 (272 amino acids)
Cellular component (GO): membrane
Molecular function (GO): phosphatidylinositol bisphosphate binding
Source: RefSeq, a predicted model, not a curated record